Molecule: messenger RNA, 732 nt
Organism: Acanthamoeba castellanii str. Neff
Lineage: Eukaryota; Discosea; Longamoebia; Acanthamoebidae
Exons: 9
Coding region: 1-732 (243 amino acids)
Source: RefSeq, a predicted model, not a curated record
AUGGCAUUGGCGCAGGGCCACAUUCAUGACUUCCAAGCGGCCAAUGAGCUCUGGGCGAAGAUCUGUCAAGAAGAGGUCAAGGAUUGGGACUACGUAGAGGAGAACUUCCGGCCCAUCUUCAAGGCCUACGACAGUCAGUUCAAGCUCAUGCGGAACUUCAACGACUUCUACAGCAAGGACGACCUUCAGUCCAGCACGUGGCUGGCACUUCACAUGCACCCAUCCACGAACACUACCAAGGCCGAGGUCCAAGCGUCUGAUGACCCCGCGAAGCUUCACACGCUGGCGAUCGUCAACUAUCUCCGAAAGCAUGGUCUGAAAAAGCUGGAAUCCGAAUACACGAUCGUAUCUUGCCGACAUCGCAAGUACCCAAACCUUGUGCAGCUCUCGUCGACCGCGUUUACGACCCUGGACGGCGAUGUGGGAAGAUCAGCCAAGGCACUGAUCGUGGACGAGAAUUCGAAUUGGGAGGUGGUGGCCUACUUCUACCCCCAAGCGGUGCACGCCAUUGAUGGCUCAUACCAGGCGCUGAAGUGGGGUGAAGUCAAGGUCUACGAGAAACUGGAUGGCGCGCUCGCCGUGCUGUACCACUACAAGGACGAGUGGCACGUUGCGACUGCACGUGUUCCCGAUGCUGACGAGGCGGUCCCUCCAAAGCAGACCUUCAACAAGAAGUUCUGGGACACGUGGACUGCACUGGGCUACAGGCAACCGAAGGACAUCACCAAGUAA